Molecule: messenger RNA, 3983 nt
Organism: Penaeus vannamei (Pacific white shrimp)
Lineage: Eukaryota; Metazoa; Arthropoda; Malacostraca; Decapoda; Penaeidae
Source: RefSeq, a predicted model, not a curated record
GAGGCUGCAGGUGUAGGAGUGAACAGGUCGCGGCGAAAAGAGACAGAGAAAAGGUUAUUUACAAGGUGUAAAGAAGUGUAAAUGAAGUGGAGAGAGAGAGUGAGAGAGAGAGAGCGAGAGCGAGAGCGAGGACUUCACGUAGUGGCGGAAGGAUCAGCCGGGUGGCGUUGGCACCGGUGCCAGGGCGAGCGAGGCAGCACCAUCGGCAGCGGCGGCGGCGGCUGCGGGAGGCUAGAAGCGUGCAGUAGUGUGGUGAGGUGCGUAACGCGCGGUGGUCCAGUGCAGUGCCGUGUUCUCCUACGCCGUAGCUUGGGAUGUGCUGGUGGCGGUGCAGUGCAGUGACCCGCGACACCAGUGAUCAGUGUGACGUCACGGGGGCCAGUGAUUUUGUCAGUGCGACCGCGCAGUGAUCAGUGCUCAGUGUGUGUGGAGUGACCCAGGUGCCGUUUGCGUCGAGGCACCGGUGAUGGCGCGCCCGUGGCAUCCUGGCUAUUAUGGUUGAGAAUGUGGGCGGUCAGUGCGGGCGUGCGGCGGUCACCAGGGUUGCAAGUAGUCGCGUGGAGUUGCGUGCGUGCCGUGUGCGUGCGUGCCGCGGCGUGCACGUGGUGGGCGUGAAGCCGUGUGACGCGCCCGCGCCCUGCCCUGCGCAUUAUGGACUGUGUCUGCCCGUGGUGGUGAACCUCACUGACCCGGCCAACGCCCUCGGGACCGUCCAGCCCGACAAGGACGCCAUUCUGGACAUUGUAGAAGCCAACCGCAGAAAACAGGCCGCCGCCAGGACCAGGAAGGCCUCGGGGGACUCCCACAGCCCCCAGCAGACGUCCCCGUCGCCGCUGGGAGACUCUCCCACCCCGAUAGACACGCUGCAGCAGGCGGGGCAGCAGAAGCAGCAGCCGUCCGCUGCUGAGAGCUGGCGCAUCGCGCGCGCCGUACAGCGUUGGGCCCAAGGCUUCGGGAAGGGCGAGAGAGAGCGAGACAGCAGAGAGGAAGAGAGGAAAUACGAGGAGGGGGCGGGCACGCUGGCCGAGCUGGCUGCAGAGAAGCGGGCAGGGCGCGCGGCCCCUGGCCCCGAGCCGCCCACGGGCGCCCCACGCCAUCAUGAGGCCGUCCAACUCUUUUCGGAACUGAUGCAGACCGACGACGUGUCGACCAUAGCGGCGCAGAUCGCUAACCAGGCGGAGCUCAUCUACCAGACCUGGAAGACGACCGGCCUCAACCCCACCGAGCUCAUCCGCUACCACAGCGUCACCUCGGAGGGGAGCCUCUUCCAGGGGGGCGAGCAGAGCGCCUCCGCUGGGGACCCCCACACCCCCUCCACCCCCUCCACGCCCUCUCCCACGGCCAAGCCCCGCACCCCCGCCCGGAGCAUUAGCCCAGCGCCCCCUGGCUCCUCCCCGGCCGUGCCUCGGAAGGUGAUCGAGCCCUCGCUGCACAACGGCCGCCCGCACUCCGCGUCCCCUGUGCGAACCCUCAACACUUCCCCCCGCCCCUACAUCCCGCCCACUGUCUCACCCCAGUCCCCGGGGGCGCACCCGCACCAGCAGCCGCAGUUCCAGCAUCAACAUCAAUCACAGAUUCAGCAACAGACAUAUCAUCAGCAACAGCAACUACAUCAGCAGCAGCAGCUGCAUCAUCUGCAUCAUCAACAGCAACAGCAACAGGUUUACGCAAGUAACAACGUGUCCCCUGCGGCCCCCCAGUCCCCUCGGUUGUCCUACGCAUCCCCCGCGUCUCCGUCCCUCUCCCAGGGGAGCCCCCGCCCCUACGUGUCUCCGGCCGCCCCCCAGUCCCCCCGCGGGGCCUUAACCCAGCCGCCACCGCCCCCCGAAAGGUCGUCUUCGUACACGGGCGUAGACUCCAGUCCGCAGCCUCAGGCUCAGCAGGGGCAGGACAGCCCCUUCGACAUCCUCGCCGACCCCGAGCUGGAGGCGUCCCUCCAGGAGCUCGUGAACUCUUUCGUGAUCGAGGACAAGGCGCGCCACCACGCCGCCGCGGUCGCCGCGCUGGCGUCCCAACGGCCCAAGAGCGCGCCCUCGUCCAUCCAGGAGGCGCUGCAGAGGUUCGAACGGCAGAUGGCCAUCACCUCCCGUGCCGCCGCCCAUGCAGCUGACAACGUGUCCAACUCCUCCUCGCCCUCCGCCUCUCCGAACGCCAUGGGCACUUUAGGAAGGUUCUCGCAGCAGCAACAACAGCAGCAGCUGACCAACAGUAUGUCCACUAGCCUGAGCAGCAGCAACAUCAGCAUCAGCAGCAGUAGCAGCAGCACGAGCAGCAGCAGCAUGAGCAUCAACACAGCGAGUCGGCGGCUCGGCGGCGUCCGCAGCGACUCCGAUUGGACCCGCAUGCACAGCGACGGCGAGGGGCGCAGCCGGCGCUCGGCGUCACCCAACCCGCCGGUGUCGCAGCCGGGCUGGAACGAGGGCCCCUCCGCCAACACCUCCACGUGGCCGCUCAAGAACAAGCAGCCCAAUGUCGUGGAGAGGAAAUCUGUGCAGAGCCAGCACAUGGCCUCGCACAUGACCUCCAGUCCGGGUGCACAGUCGUCGUCGUACUCGUCGUCGUCCUCGUCCGUGUCCUCGUACUCGUCGUCCAGCGCCAACUCGAACACGACCACCAACUACAUCACAACGCUGGAGGCGCGGGUGGAGAGCUCGUCCUCGCAGAAGUUCUCGGGGGUUCCUCUGCGACACAAGGUGGUGACCAUGGCGGCCGUUGACAAGGAGGAGGAACGUCUCAUGCACGCCCUCCGCACGGGGACGCUCAUUGAUGACGGCGACCACUUGAGGCCUCUGGGGCAGGCCCGCCCCACCUCCGCCCCUGUGUCCUCCCCGCAGACGCCGCUCCACACGCCCAACAGCACCAUCAUCACCUCCGCUACCCCCAACAGCCUGCCCAACCAGACGGAGACGCAAGAAUUCCCCGCGCAGGGGCGGCGCCCUAAGUUCUCCAUCAGCGUUACCGUUGACGUCGAUAAGCCCAAAGAGAAUCAGCAGCAACGGGUACCGCAACAACAGCUACAACAAAAGCAGCAGCAGAUCCACGUUCAGAAGGUACAGAAGAUUGCAAGCUCAAGCACAAGCUCAGCUGUGGAGAAGCCUGGCUCCCCAGUGCGCAUGGCGGCUAAGAAUCCGACCGAGGGCGACAUGUCCAUCGUGGACUUCGCCAAGGUGCGCUUCCAGGAGUCACAGCAGCACCCGCACUCCACGCAGCGUCUCGAGGACUACCGCAACAUGUCCAAGCAAGUGGUGAGCAGCGACGGCCGCGUCAUGAUGGCCCGCACGCGCUUCGAGAACGGCAGCACGUCGCUCUCGGACUCCGUGUGGCGGGGCACGAUGGGCAUCCAGGCGGACGAGGUGGGCUCCACCCUGCCCGAGUUCUACCGCCGCAAGCUCCGCAAAAUGCGCAAAGCCGGGUCACCCGAGCCCUUGGUGGCCGGGAGCAUCUCGACGUUGCCGCACCCGGAGCUGACGGACCAGCAGAAGGCCCACAUCAGGGAGAGGUCCCAGAGCCCGACCACGGGCUACAACAGCGCCGGCGUGGCCAUCCGGCCCUUCCUUACGCAGGGAAGCGUGGCGGAGCGGGUCCUCAUCUUCGAGAGGGCCCCAGCCGAAAUGAAACCCAAGCCUAGCACGGGCGCGCCCGUCCCGGAGAAGAGGCGGCCCGCGGUCAACACCUGGCGAGACCCAGACGAAGUCCGCUCCUACGUGCAGUUUUGGAACAUCCUGAACUUUUUGGGGGCCUUAGACGAUUUGACGGACGGCAUCGCUUCCCCGCCCUCGCCCGCGUCCCCAGCCACCGCCCGCCAGAUCGAGGCACCGCCGCCCGCAACACAGGAGACAAAGUCGCUGGUAAGUCGAGAACUUUUUGUUGUUGCUGUUAUUGUUCCUCUUCGGGCGUGUUCCGGCUUCGUUCCAUUUAUCGGUAACGAUUUCAGUUCAUGUGGAACGAAGCUCCAGCUAUUGCUAUAGUGGUGUCGCUAUAGU